ACCAGUUUAUGAUAAAAGUUUGUCAUUGCCCAGUGUUAACCUUGGGACUAGCUACUGGCCAGCAUCCACAAAACUUGUACAUUCAAACCCAGAACGUGGAUCUGCCCUAGCGGAUUUACCUGGUGGGUCAGGAAUCAAACAUUGGGGAGUGACAAAAGACUGUGUGGUAAUCUGAUGGUGAUAGAGUGGAAGAUUUGGUCAUCCAGUGCCUCCUGAAAUGAACACAGGCCUGCAGAGAUCAGGUUUUUCUGUGUCGCCAGGUUUAGUAGUGCCAGAUAAGCCUUUGGAACGAUUGUGAAUGAGCAGUUACCGGACAGGCAGACCGACAUUUUGUUGAGUUACAGCACUGUAAUGUUCCUCCAUCUACCUGUAUGAAUGUCCAUGUUAUUCAGAGAUCGACAGUUUGAGUAUAGUGUCUCCGGUGGGCUAAUCCCCUGUUCUAACCUGCACCGCCCAGCCGAUUGGUCCAGCUAUGGCUACAACACCUGUAAGAUUGAUGAGUCCAGCCACGACGGAGUGGACAACCACAGACAACAUCACCACAACCAAAGUUGCUCGGUCCAUUACUGAAAGUGAAGAUUUUGUUGUUUGGGUUUCAAUUUGUCUUGCGGGCACAGUUUUUGGUUUUUUUCUGGCCACAUGUAUUUAUUGCAAAGACCAACAUGCCUUGCCAGAAAACAAGAGAAAGAGGAAAGAGAAGACGGAGAAGGAAAAACGAGAACGUGAACAAAAGUUGGUUGAUGCAGUGAAAAGCCGAUCCAUCUCUGCGCCUGAAUUCCUUGCGGCCUUGAAAAAGAAGAAAAAAGACAAGUAUUUGAACAUUGAAGUCCGAGCCAUUGUACAGAAUCAGGAGGAAUAUGCUUGUACUGUUGCCUUCAAACCAGAGAAUGUAUCCCACAACAACCAUCCAGACAUCGUCACAUAUGAUCACAGCAGGGUUUCGCUGCAGUCGCUUCCAGAUGGCGUUGUCACAGAUUACAUCAAUGCCAGCUUUAUCGAGGGUUGUGGUGGCAUCCCAAAUGAAUACAUCGCUGCCCAAGGCCCAAACCACAAACACAAGGAAUCGGUGAUAGUAUUCUGGCAGAUGAUCUGGGAACAAGGUGUCCACUGCAUCGUUAUGACAUGCUCACUAUUUGAACACGCUGUGCAACAGUGUGCCAAAUACUGGGAGGACAUGUUUGGAAAGCUGAAGAAUGUGGUGUAUGGAGACGUAGAGAUCCAGCUAGAGGAUACAGAGUGCUUCAUGCAUAUGACUGUCAGAACGCUGUCUGUUCAGAAGAAGGGUCAUCCACCACGGACUGUCCGUCAGUUUGAGCUUUCUGGCUGGGGGGACCAGGACGAGCCUGAUGCCGGCCUCAUUGUGGAAUACAGACGCAGAAUUCGCCUCUUCACCGACUCCACAACAGGCCCCAUGCUCGUUCACGGCAGGUACGGUGGAGGUAGAACAGCGGUGUUCAUUGCUGUGGACUACUGCCUCAAACAGUUAGAAAUGGACAACUCUGUGGACAUCUACAGCACAGUUCUUCACCUCAGAAAGUUCAGAAAAAACAUGGUUCGCACUCUGGCCCAAUACAGGACAAUCUAUGAGACGGUGGGGUCUUUCAUCAACUCUGGCCACACAGUCAUCCCAUGUUCUCACUUGCCUGCUGUGGUACAGCGCCUCUCUAUCAAGGACCCCCGGGUAAACAUGACUGGCAUAGAACAAGAGUACAAGAAUCUGGAGAAGAUCAUCAAGAGGAUAGAGUUAGGAGAGUGUGCGGCUGGCCAUCAGGUACAGAACAGAAACAAAAGUAGAGACAUCAUGCUUCAGCCACCUGAGAGAUCACGACCUUGUCUUCAGACAGGAGAGAGUGUAGAGGACACGGAUUAUAUCAACGCUGUCUAUGUUGAUGGUUAUCAGACAGUGAACAGUUUUAUCGUUACCCAGUGGCCAUACAAAAACACAGUAAAGGACGUGUGGCGACUGUUGUAUGAUCAGCGUAUUGACACUCUUGUGGUGCUAAAUGAUGUCAAACAUUGUCGGUCUUAUCCAUCCUUUUGGCCCAAAAAAGUUGGUGGGUCAAGUGAGCAGAGGUUUGGCCCAAUUGGAGUUCGCUACAUCAACUGUAUCAAGUAUCCUCAUGUUGUCAUCAGAGUCUUCCAGAUUAGAAAGUUACCCAGGCAAAAAAUUACAAAAUCACGAGACGUGGGUAAUUUAAUCCAAAAUGCAGUGAAAUUAGCUGCAAUGAGCCCAAAAGGUAACUCCAACCCCAUCCAGUGGCGAUAUGUCAAGAUGUUUCAGAUUCGCUCUGAUUCAUGGCCAUCAAAGGAAAAGGUUCCAUCUGCCAUAGACCCUUUGGUCUACCUGAUGAACUUUGUGGAAGAAUGGCAGGAAAACAACAGUGUUAUGAAGAGUCCCAUCUGCGUCAUGUCCAAAGAUGGAGUGAGCCGCUGUGGCCUGUACUGUGCACUAAGUGUAAACUGUAGUAAGCUUCAGAAAGAAGGCGAUGUGGAUGUCUACAACUCUGUCAGAAUGAUCAAAAGGAACCGACCACCUUUAGUCUCCUGUCCAGAGUAUUCCUACUGUUACAUGUUCCUGAGCCGGUUUGUGGAGCUGUUACAGGAGCACCCUCCCCAGAUCAUUGUAUCAGGAGCCAGUCAGGUGUACAUGAACUCUGCAUUUGAGGCCCCCGAAAUCGCCCAGGCUGAGGAGAAUGAGGGGACAGGGCUGUUGUCACGCCGCUCCAGUGCCGCUAGCUUUAGAACUGCUGUUGAAGACGCCAAUGAGUUGGCCAAAAUAUACUCUAGUAGUUCCCACGACAAAUAUUUCAUGGUGAGUGCCGAGACAGCUUCCGUUGUGAUAGAGGACGAAAGGGCGGAGCCUAUGGCUCCUCCCCCUACGAUUGUACCUUCAGAUGAUGAGGAAGAAGAGGAAUUUGUGCCCCCUGAAACCUCCAGUGUCCUGACUCAAACUGCUGCUCUUCCUCAUGCAACGUACGGUAAGGCCACGGAUCGCCAGGGUGCCAGUAGUUCUGCUUUGACCACCAGACCCCACCAAUACACAGCCACCCCCUACCCGCACGGCUCCUCCCUCCCUUCUCUUCUGCUUCCCACAGGCACACAGGGGCUGCUUGGCUCUAGGGGUGGGGAUGUUAACGGCAGUGGUAGCAAUCUGGGAAUAGCCCAGGGGACUGAUAAUGAGGAUACAGAUUCUGUGAUUACCAUGGUGAAGGGCAAGUCCCACGAGCCGUCAUUGGCCAGCUCCUACACCACGGCUGUGCCCCGAUUGGGUGCUGAUAGGACCAAACUUGGGGGAAGCCGAAUGUCAUUAGAGUCAGAAGAGGACUUGACAGACAGGGUGGAAAUGUCUAAACUGGUGGGCGUUAAGGCACCGCUUGCUGAUGAGGAGCCAGAUGAAAUCAUAACACCUUUCUGAAAAUACAUUCUAAACCGGGUUUUUAAAGCUAUGCAAAUGAUAGCGUACACCCAGGCCUUUCCGUGGUAAUGGGUAGCAGCACUCUUCUUGGCCCGUUAGUCAGCUGGGUUUUGUGACAUUUGUUGUUGGAAGCUUGUGGAGCUUUAACUGAGCUUUUCGAUUUUCUUCUCAUUCAAUCCUAUGGAUGUUUAUGGAUUUGAUAUAUUACCAGGAAAGUUUGGGACUAAUUCAAAAUGCACAUAAAUGCAGUAUUUAUACCUAUAUCCCAGUUAUGUCAUAAUAAGAGUUUGAAUGUCACAUCAAAUGUUAACAAUUUUGCAUGUAUUGCAUCCCAGAAUUCUAAGUUUCUGCACGAUCGCAAAGCCAUUACCAGCACCUAUUUUGAUUCAGGAAAAAGCACUUAGCCACAUUUACAAGAUGUGAUUUGUCAUUUCGACCUGUCAAAUCAAAAUAGAACAAGUCUUAUUUCAAAAACCACAUUCAGAUGAUGCCAUCUGUCGAAUACAUACAAUCACGUGGAAUUGUGCGUGUCCUAUUUGCAUUUGACGAGUUGAUUUUGACAGAUUUCCUCGACACUGGCUCCAUACGAAUGAGGCUUUACAAUGAUGCAUGUGACAAGAUCUAAUUCUGCUUGCUUUAAAAGUACGUAAAAGUAAUAUGCACUUAAACGUGAUUAAACUUUGGAUUAAUAUUUUUAUUUAUAUUUUAUUGAGUUUAUAUACCUUUCAUGAACAAAUGAUUAGAUUUAGUCUGGACCAUUUAGGAAUGUUCUCAGUACCUGUAAGUCAUAAGGUGGUAAGGUAUGUGAAGAGAUCAACAUCAGAUUGUCAUAACCACUGCUAACUCACCCUCCAAACAAUCACAGGCUUUUACUGAACGCAUCGCUUUGUAGUCCACAUGUAAGUGUCACAAAUUUGUUCUACUCAAUUUUCUGACUUUAUCACAAUUUUGUGAUUUUCUUGUUAAUUAAUCCCAUCGAUACUUUAUUCAAAUGUGAUUCUCAAAUUCCCUGUCUUUGUGUGAUUAAUAUAACAGUCUCUAUUUAUGGUGGUUUUUACACCAAAGUCGUAUCAUAAUUUGGUACCAAGGACAUUUCUGCCAGUGAAAAAACUUUUCCUGUAUGAUCAAUUCCAUCCCUGGGUGUUCUGCUACUUCUAGGCAGAAAAAACAUAUUAAUUGACCUUCAAAACCUCACUUUUAAUUUGAUUUAAGGACUAAAAAGGUUCAAAAAGAUACUGUUGAAUUGGAGUCGUACAAGGAUUACUUUGGAUUAAUCUUGGAUUUAUUCUACAGUUAUAACUGAAAUUAAUUCAAAUAAGUGGAGGAUAAGUAAAGUGCAUUUAUUCUCUAAAUUAAGAAAGCACAAGACCAAGUGCUUUUAACUGUCUCAUCAAGAAAAGACAUUUUCAAAAUGAUGUGGAACAAUUUAUGAAAGUCACAAUUUAAGGUUUGAUAAAUUUCCAUGCCAUAUUUUUCAGCUGAAAGAGAAAUCAUCUUGUCAGUCCAAAUAAAACCAGGUGACAGAAAACACAGGCAGUGGUAGGAUCAGGGUUUGUUGUUCUCAGAGAAGUAUUUUUUUUGUCUAAAGAGAACAAAUUUUGUCUCGGCAUUUGGAUUGGACAAUCUUUUUGCUGUAUUUUUAUGCUUGUAAAUAUAUGCAUUCGUAUGUUGUGUACAUGUGUAUAUAUUUUUAUCCUUUGACUUCAUAUUAUGCACAAUCUAUGUCUCACCAAUUUUCAUUACUACUUUUGAGGUUUUUUAUAGUGACAUUUGCAAGUUUGAAACCAGAAGAGUUGAAUCUCUUGUUUUGUAUUCACAGAAUGUGAAAUUUAUGCUUUGAGAGAAAUAUUCAUCACGCAUACAUCCGCGAGAUUUGUUAUAAAAUACUGAAAGAACUAACUACUUUUUUUAACAUGAACUUACGGUGAAAAGGGAAGAUACUUCGUUUCUCAAGUCUUGUUGAAAAGAUUUAUUGAGAAAGCUGCAAGUUGUGAUUUUUCUCUACUGUUUCUUGAAAAAGAACAGUUUUUUGUAUAUACCAUUCACUGGGAUAGAAGGUCCCACUUGUGAAGAUAUGAUUUAUGAACAAAACAAGAUGACUGAUGAUUUGCAGUGACUGAGAAGCCAACUUAAAAUGACAUGCAUGUUCCGCCCGACUUGCUGAUCAUCAUAGUGAGAUUGGAGUGCAACGAACAAGUAAUAUCUGAAGAUGUGAAUGAAAACUGGGGCACAAUCAUUUGUGGACAAGAAAUAGUGCUAUGAUUUACACUGUAUUUUGGGGGUAAUACUUUUAGCUUGUGUGUCAAGUCAGAUUUUUGAUCAUUGUAGCACCAACCAAUCACAGUGAUUAGCACAUGGUUUAUUGUGACCAGGUGCAACUCAGUUUGACUUGUUCUAAUUUGUAUGUAUAUAUACUAUCUCAUCUUUUUUCACUUCUAGAGAUAUCGUCGCAACCAUAAAGGAAGGGAAUUGAUUAUGUGUAUAUAAGUUGAUAAAGUAUCUUUGUUAUGGAACUGUAAAGGGUAAUAAUAAGAGGUUAUUUCAUGUUUUUUUUUGUUUUGUUCUACUAUGGUGCUGAUCAAUGUUAUGCUCAAAAGGCAGAAGGUAAAAACUUUCCCUAUAUCAUCAUUCUCUCAAGCACAUGUCUACAGCCAACAACAUUUUCACAGCAUGAUUCAAGCUGGGUAACAACUUGCCUCUGGACAGUUUACUUUUUCCAUCCCAGCUAUAGAAAUUUUUUGUUUUCAGUUCCUGUAUGAGAUUGCCAGUUACCUCCCUUGAAUGCAAUGACUUUGGCAAAGAGGGAGCCACUAGUGCUUCAAAGUCCACGGAUUUUUGCCACCUAAACAAGUCGGUUGAAAGCUGUGUAAAAACAUUCUCUGCCAUUAUGUUGUAGAACUACAGUCUUUGCUUUACGAGCAUAACUCUCUGAACAGUGAAGUAUUACAGAGGACAACAAAAGAAUACACUGCUUGGACUGACAUCUUUUGGGUGGAUUACAUUUCCAACUAUAGUAUUUCUGAAUUUUAAUGUGACUAGUGGAAACGGUAGCAAGGUUUUAUUUUUAUUGUGUACAAAUGCGAUUUCAUGAUUCUCAAAUUCUUCAUAUCACAAAUAAUUCAUAUAUAUUUGACACUUCAAUUGACCUAGGAGUUCGGAAGUAUGCAUAUACAAUAGUGUAGCUUCAAGUCUGCCUUCUCUUAUGCAUGCGUAUGCAUAUUGUAUUCUUUUCUGGUUGUCUAAAAAUAAUACACAGACACUAUUUCAUGACAUUGUUGGAUCAUUCAUGGAUAGAGGGAGUGGACUGGUUUUCUUGUUAUUUAUACACGUUAUAAAAUGUUGCAUUAAAUUACUAACUUAAACUAACAAUGUAUUUUCAUCAAUUUUGAAAGUUAACCAAUUGUGUACAAUUUUUGUCCCAACUAUGGCCUUGGGAAAAUGUGUACAAUUUAGCCCAAAGGAAGGUCUUGGGAAUAUAUCUAUAAAUUUAUCUUUGCCUAAAUUUUGGUCUGGUGGCAAGUGUGUAGGCACAUGUAUCAUUCCCUCACAAUGGAAGCAUGUGAGGUUAUGUACAGAUUUAUCUCUGCCUCGGCUUUGGUAUAGGUUCAGAAAUUUACCUCUGCCUCAACAUUAAAAUGUCUGCAAAGAUUUGUCUCUGCCUCGCCAUUGGGAUGUCUGCAAAGAUUUACCUUUGCCUAGGCACUGGAAUGUCUGUAAAGAUUGAUCUCUGACUAGGCAAUGGGAUGUUUAAAAAGAUUUGUCUUGGCAUUGGGAUGUCUGCAUCGAUAUAUCUCUGCGUCGUCAUUGGGAUGUCUGCAAAGAUAUAUCUCUGCAUCAGCAAUGGGAUGUCUGCAAAGAUUUACUUUGCCUCGGCAUUAGAAUGUCUGCAAAGAUUUAUCUCAGCUCCAGCACUGGAAUGUGUGCACAGAUUCAUCCUAAAGGUAGCUUUGAGUCAUCUAGGUUUCUUGGGUUAUGUGUACAGAUUUUGUCCCAGUAAUAGCCUUGGGAUAUGUGUACAGUGGUCUUGUGUUUGGGAACAAACCCAUAACAAGUUUGUACCAGUAACACUGGCAAACUGUGGCCAUCUCUUUACAUUGUCUUUCAAUACGAUACUUCCAACUUGGGACAGUUGUUGUUGUUGCCUUGCUUCCAUAAUUGGUCACAUUCCUCUUCUCUUUGGCUCAAUAUUUCACACAUCACAACAACGUUGUCUGUUGUUUUGUUAUAUUGUAUUUCAUGUUCUUUGGAAAGUGAUCUGUCCCUUUAUGUACCACUGUCUGUAACUACAGAAACACUCCCCGCUGGUAUUGUAGAACUGGCUGGGAGUAUCACUCCAACAUGAUGAUUGGCUGUAGAAUCUAAUUAUACAAAAAAAUACCAGCCACAUGUACGUUACUCCUGUUGGGGUUCCACUCUUACAGUCUACCAUCAAAAAAUAAUGACAAUUUUUGGACAAACGCACCGUCAAACCUAGUCAGACAAAUUCCCUAUGAAUUUUAUAAAUUAGAAUGAAAAUAUCAAAAAUCUAAGACUGAAUGCUAAAUCAUUUUUGGUGAUUAGACUUUAGAUUAGAGCUGAGCCUCCACUCCCUAGAGAAGUUCGAGCCUAUUUAACCAUGGGGUGUGUUCACUAUGAAGGUGCAGACAGUGUUACAGACUGGGAUGUUGUGUAUCAUCUCUGAUCUCAAUUUGUGGUCAAAAAUGUGUUGUAUUUUUAUAAAGUGAACUUUUACAUUAGGUUGAAAUAUUUUUGUAUAAAAUAAAAAAAAAUUGAUAAAUCAGGUUUUGUUGAACACAGUUGUUUUUGGGAGAUAUCCUCCUGUUGAAAAAUCACAAUAAAUAUAAACUACUAU
Messenger RNA from Liolophura sinensis, 8267 nucleotides. RefSeq names its product receptor-type tyrosine-protein phosphatase epsilon-like. Lineage: Eukaryota; Metazoa; Mollusca; Polyplacophora; Chitonida; Chitonidae. The record is from RefSeq and is a predicted model, not a curated record. Gene Ontology annotation, molecular function: protein tyrosine phosphatase activity. The transcript has 21 exons. Bases 473 to 3415 code for a protein of 980 amino acids. Gene Ontology annotation, biological process: protein dephosphorylation.